Molecule: messenger RNA, 1383 nt
Organism: Acanthaster planci (crown-of-thorns starfish)
Lineage: Eukaryota; Metazoa; Echinodermata; Asteroidea; Valvatida; Acanthasteridae
Cellular component (GO): membrane
Source: RefSeq, a predicted model, not a curated record
AUGGAUGACCCAGAGGUGGAAGAGGUGCGUCUGGUUGGAGGCCCGGAGACAACACCAAAUGCUGGCAGGGUCGAGUUCCGACGCCCUGGAUCCGCUGAGUGGUUCAGCGUGUGCGCGGAUGACUGGGGAUUCCCCGAGGGGCAGGUGGUCUGCAGGGAGCUGGGGUUUCCCGGGACGUCCACGGUCAAGACUGAGUCCGAGUAUGGAGACAGGGGAAUGGGGAAAUCAAUCGCUGGCUUCCAGUGCGAAGGAGAGGAAGAGUCUCUAAUGGCUUGCAUGAAUGGCACUGACGAGCGGGACGAUCCUUGCGGCGACAGUCACACAGCUGGUGUCGUUUGCACUGCCCCUGGAUACAAAGGUUGCUUCAGUGGGGACGGUGACGCCAUCUUUCAUGAUCUUGUUACCAUGGAUGAAAUUACGAUUGAAAAAUGCGUAUAUCAUGCUAAAAUGCAAGUUUCAAAUGAUAAGUCCAUCGUGUACGCGGCGAUGGAACGGAAGCAGUGUUUGUACAGACUUAAAGACCCCAACAUCAACGAGAACACGAGAGUCAUCGACUCCACGUGCAACCAUGCGUGUGCUGGAAAUCCUGACCAACGGUGCGGCGGUGAGGGCGUCAUUUCGAUCUAUAGUGUGAAUGAAAGUUUCUGCAGCGACCCGGGGAAUCUGGCUCAUGGCGAACUGACGAUUAGACCAACGGCAGAUCAUUUCUACUUCGGUAGCAUCAUCAACUUCACUUGCAAUCCUGGGUUUGGUCUACAGGGGGCGCUCUCUGUACAGUGCGUCAAGGGACCUGCCCCUGCCCAAAUCAUGUGGAGCGAGACUUCACCUGAAUGUGUCGCCACUGGUCUGGGAACAGCGCCACCAGUCACCGACAGAGUAGACGUCGGUUUGGUGCUAGGAAUCCUGAACACAGCGCUUCUAGGUACUCUCAUCCUUGUGAUCUUAAUCGGACUGUACUGCUGCGUGUUCAGGGCACGGCGAGAUUCGCCCGCCGUCCCUCCCCGCUACACCAGGACCAAUUCUCUCCCCAGGAACGGCCUGGGAGAGGACGUCCGGAAGUCAGCGGCCGGCCAUCCCGCUUCCAGGCCCCAGAGCACGGUGCAGGAUUUGCCUGAGUACUCGGCAGUGGAUCAGGAUGCCAAGCGGACCUCUACAGCCUCCAAGACUAACUCCGGCUUCAUGGACGAGCUGGAUUUGGCUCCAGGGAGGCCCGUGUACUCUCUGGUGAUGAAGGACCGCGGGUCCAGGGCUUCGGAGAGCGAGGAUAUUUUCGGUGAGAUUAUGGUCAACCCACCUUCUCUCCAGCAGGAAGGGGAAUGGGUUGAAAAUGAAAUGUACGAAGCUGUCGAGCUAGAAGGCCCUCCUGGAGAUAACAAAGUGUGA